UCCGGUGUGGGCUGUAGGUCGACGGGUCGUUCUCCAUCUUGUUAGCUUCCUUUAGCCAAACAAACGGGUUGCGGUGCCUGUCUGUCAGUGUCUGGCGGCUCGCUCCGGUUUGUCUGCUGGCCGGUGGAAGUCGGCGUCAUGUGGUAUGAAAUCCUGCCCGGUUUGGGCCUCAUGUCGGUGUGUUUGAUGAUGCCGGGAUUCGCCACCACGGUGAUCCAGAAAUACAUGAACGGAGGGAAGGAGAAGAGAGUGGCCAGAGCCCCGUGGCAGUGGUACCUGAUAGAGAGGGACAGGAGGGUCGCAGGAACAGGAAACAGCUUUGACAUCAAGGGACUUGAGAACAUCAACUGAUGAGAACGACGACACCCAGGAGAAGAAGAUUCCUCUGUACAUUGAAAGAUUAUAUGUAACAUUCACUUUGUUUUGUUUUUUUCAAUCUUUUAAUCAAGCUGUUGAUUAAAACCUUUAAGGUGGAAAACUUG
Messenger RNA from Salarias fasciatus (jewelled blenny), 482 nucleotides. RefSeq names its product NADH:ubiquinone oxidoreductase subunit A1 (gene ndufa1). NCBI's taxonomy places the organism in Eukaryota, Metazoa, Chordata, Actinopteri, Blenniiformes, Blenniidae. Gene Ontology annotation, cellular component: respiratory chain complex I. The record is from RefSeq and is a predicted model, not a curated record. The coding region runs from base 139 to 351 and encodes 70 amino acids. The transcript is spliced from 3 exons.